AAAUCAUUGAGUGUAUAUUGAAUAAGCCUUUCGACAUCAUGGGUAAACUUGGUGAAGGUGGUUAUGGGCAAGUUUAUAAAAUUCAAAACAAAAACGACCACAAAGAUUAUGCUAUAAAGAAAUGUCACUUAAGAGAAUUGACAGAAAAGGACACACAAAAUGUUUUGAAUGAAACGCAAAUUAUUUUGAAACUUCGGUCAGAGUUUGUAAUUCAAUACUAUUAUCAAUGGAUUGAACAAAAUUGUCUUUACUUUCAAAUUGAGCUAUGUAUCGAUAAUCUCAACAAUGUUUUGAAAACUAAGAAAUCAUUGUUUACUGAAUUGAUGACUAUUUAUGAGUUUUAUAUUUCGUUUCAUAUGUUCCAAAGACUCACAGAAUGUGUACAAUAUUUACAUGAAUUUAAGCCACAGAUCAUUCACAGAGACAUCAAACCGGAUAAUGUGUUGAUUUCAAUAGACCGACGCAUAAAGUUAUGUGACUUUGGUAUAUCUAAAGAGGUCUAUAAUCUGGAGCCGUAUGUAAUGUCGGCAGAUAUCGGUGAUCUGUCAUAUCAGGCACCGGAAGCACAGACUAAUGAUUACAAUCAUAAAGCUGAUAUCUAUAGUUUAGCACUAAUUGGGGCUCAAAUAUUUGGAUUCGAUAGAUACGAUAUAAUGGAUGGA
Messenger RNA from Oppiella nova, 662 nucleotides. The record is from the annotation of a GenBank genome assembly. NCBI's taxonomy places the organism in Eukaryota, Metazoa, Arthropoda, Arachnida, Sarcoptiformes, Oppiidae.